Molecule: messenger RNA, 600 nt
Organism: Adineta steineri
Lineage: Eukaryota; Metazoa; Rotifera; Eurotatoria; Adinetida; Adinetidae
Source: the annotation of a GenBank genome assembly
AUGACCCUGUUCUGGAUGAUAUUUCAUAUUCAUACAUUGAUUUACAUAAAUAUUUAUCAGCUUGCACCAUAUUAUUAUUCAUGUUCAUAUGCCCCUGGUAUUUAUACUACAUUUACAAAUUACUAUCAACUUGUUAUCAGAGGAUUACUUGCAACUUUACUAAUGAUAGUUUUUGGUCUAUUAACAGUUAAAAAUAUUCGCCGUGCUCGUCGAACUGCUGCUGCUGCUGUUCCUGUUGCAAACUCAGCGAUUUCGACAAUUGCAGUAGGACAUAAUACAAAUUAUCCUUCACAAAAAGAUCGACAAUUUAUUUUCAUGAUGUGUUCUGAUAUUAUUAUUUAUGUUUUCUGUGGAAUUCUGAGACCUAUAUAUAUGAUCUACAUACAAGCCACUCAAUAUCAAACAAAAAGUAAUGAACGUCAAGCCAUCGAAGCAUUCAUUAAUAGCCUUACGCUGUUUAUUACUUUUAUACCGACAUGUACUGGUUUUUAUACAUAUUUUCUUGUUUCAAAAUCUUUUCGUCAAAACGCUAAAAAAGUACUUCAAACUAAUCGAAUCUAUAAUUAUUAUCAAUUACAUAAAUGUACUGCGAAUUCAUAA